Vespa velutina is the source of this 3832-nucleotide messenger RNA. RefSeq lists its product as uncharacterized. The record is from RefSeq and is a predicted model, not a curated record. Lineage: Eukaryota; Metazoa; Arthropoda; Insecta; Hymenoptera; Vespidae. The transcript has 5 exons. Bases 430 to 3540 code for a protein of 1036 amino acids.
UGUGUGUAUACAUAUUCAUAUGUAGUAUGAUAAACGAAACAUUUUCAUUUUGAAAUAUUUCCUAACAGAUAUCGUAUUGCGGACAACCCCCAAUACAUAUUACAUAUCUCUCUGAAGUUAUCACUGAUUUUUCUAUGUUUCGAUAUCUAUGGAUUCGAUCAAACGUUGCUUCGUUAACAAAAAUACCCAACUUCUCGUAAAAAUGACGAAUCGUAAAAAAAAAAAAAAAAAAAAAAAAAGAAGAAGAAGAAGAAGAGAAAAAAAGGAAAAAAAAAAAGACAGUAAAUUAUUAACACCGCGCACUUCUCGCUAUUACUCUUCUACUAUCGUCAUUAUGUUCCGUAUUUUCUAAAUUUAAAGUUUCAUAUCGACUCCCCUUUAAUAAAAAUUCCUCAAUUUUAAAGUGAUCAUACGAUAAGGGAUAUCAAAAUGUUUAGGAAUUGGAUAUUGCAAGACUUUUCUCACGCAUUCCCACCAAGAUCGUUACAGGCAAUAGGAACAACGAGUUUUCACACAAAUCAAAUUAAAAAUCGUAGAUUUUGGAAUCUAUUUGAAUUUUCCCGUAAAGGGAACAAUUUCAAGAAUGCAGAAAAAUUAUCCGAUAACAAAACAAGGACAGACUGCGAUACGAUGAGAACUACGUUAAAAAACGAGGACAAAUUGAACGACGUAUCGAAGGACAUGGUUACGUUGUCUCGUGCAGUUAUGACAAAUUCGAACAAAGUAUGUUCGUUCAAGAAUAUACCAAAGUGCAAUUAUACGUUUCGUUACGUACCACGAAUAAAAUCUAAAAAGAAAAAUUCUAAAAGUAAUUUUCAAAACUACGACGAGUUUACGUCGUUGCUCGAUGGAAAUUUUGUAUCGACGAAUAUGAAAUUGAAAUUGAAGGGUUAUAAGACCCUUAGAAACGAACAUGCUAAAGAUUUUGCAUUUAUACCCGGUGACAAAUCUUUGGAUUUGGAUAUAAUGCCAAUAAAAAAUGAGGAGGAAAAUAUUUCCUAUGAGUUGUCCAAACCAGCCGUCUCGACGGACGUAACAAAGUUACAAACGAUACCAUUGAAAGAAACGAAAGAUUACGGUGAAAUAGAGUCGAACGUUUUUUUUCAUUCUGAAAACAAAAUUUCUAUGAACGAUAUUAAUCCUGAUGAACGAUCGAUAACAAUAUCGAAGGAAGCGCAAGAAUCGUCAUAUAAUUUUGCUAAUGUAAAGGAAAAAAAUGAAACGAGAAGUGAGUUAGAAGAUAGUAUAUUGCAAGUGAACAAAGAAAGAAAAACGAAAAGUUUGGAUCAAUUGGAAUCUCAGAAUCGGAUUAGAUCUAAUCAAAUUGAAUCAAGAGAAAUUCAAAUGAACGAGUCAAAGUUAGAACAAUUACAGGAUAAGAAAAAUGAUAAAGUACAUUUACAAUCCAAUGAAAUUGUAAUAAACAAUUUAAAGGAAGAAUCAUUGUCAAAGAAUAUUUCAAAAGAUUUAUCGAAUUCAAUCGAUCAAACUAAAUUUUCGAUUAAUACGUUAAAUCAGAGAAAAACACAAUAUAACUUUAAAGACUCGGAUAAUGUUAAUAAGAUCGGACAGAGUACGACAUCGUAUUUUCGUUCUAAACGAAUUGGUAUCAACAAGACGUCCAUUGAUUAUUCGAAGAGUAAUUCAAACGAUAGAAAUCUAAAGGAUAAUCCAACAGCGAUGUCGAAGUUUAGAUCGGGCACAAAGAUACCUAGAUACAGUAUGUACGAAUCGAGGAAAGAACAGCAAUUAAGGGCUUCCUCGCCUUGCGGAAUAACGUUCAUUAAAGCACGAGAGAAUUCAACGAAACAAAGAUGGUCCGGUUUAGAUCGAGCUGCCGUUACCAGAUGUUAUACCGGUGGAAGUUCUGGAUGUCACAGCUCAAGAUCUCAAGGAUCUACGCAUCCUUACCCACCUACCUUGCAGACUCGCGAGGUUUCCUCGAAGUGUUACACCAGAGAGAAAGAUCCAAUCGUCAGAUCGAAUAUCAUCGGCUUGUCCUCUAAGAUACUGAGAACGAGAAACUCUGUUACUGAUGGUUUUAUAACUACUAUUAACAUCAACAAUUUAAAACUACAUUCAAAUAUCAAUUCAACGAAUAAAAUUUUCUCAGGAUCGAAAUCAUCGACAGGCAUUCCGAAGACUUCACAAAUGUUCGCUUAUGGAUGUUGUAAAAAACCUAAAAAAUGUUGCAAGAAAAAACGUAAAGAAACUUGCGAUGAGGCGAUGAUACCGGGGAAAGUGAUUUGUACGAAACCAAAGAAGAAAGAUUGUUGUCCAAAACCAAAAUGUCCUAAACCCAAAAAGAAACCGGAUUGUAGGGAACUACCACCACUACGUGCAUCCUGCAAUAAGGCUAAAACUAAAAAGAAGAAAAUUUGUAAACGUUAUUGUUGCCCCUCGUUAAAAGAUAGCGAUUGUUUUAAAACGAGAGGUACAUGUCCAGGAAAGAAAUGCAAUGCCGAAAGAGAAAUGAAAGAUGAAUUUAAUGAAGAAAUGGGUGACACUUCUUGCUUGCCAAACAAAGAAGAAAUGUCGUAUCAAAGGAAAAAUGAUUGUGAUAAUGAUAACAACGAAAGGGAUUGUAACUCGGGUCGUAAUAUGUGUAACGGCCCAAAAAAAUGUAUUAGAAGUUUUAGUUGCGCAGAAAAAGAAGGCAGCUGUUUAGAUACAGUUAAAAAUCAACAAGAGCUUUGUAAUCCGCCUAAGAAGAAAGAUUGUUGUAAACGUAACUCUAGGAGAUCGAAAAGUUGUGGUAACAGACGUUAUCACUCUGGAACGAAAUCUCGUAAGACAAAAUCUUACGUGACCAUUCCAAUGUUUGAUGUCAAUGUGGUCGCAUUAAGACCAUAUCAAAACGAUGCCGUCCUACGGUUCUAUAGCAGUUGUAAAAAUGAUUGGAAGCCACCAACGAUAUGUAAGAAGGAUCAAAACGAAGAUUCCUGCAAGUGUAAAAAACCAGAUCCCCCCAAUUGUUUAAAUGUCAAGAAAUGUGAAAAUUCCACACCGAUAGAAACUACGUGUAUGACAAAGAAGGAUCCUUGUGAUGAUAAACCAAAGGAGGAUCCUUGUGCCGUUAAAAAAACCAAUGAUAUAUGUUGCAAAUCAAAAACUGACGUAUCAUCGUGCAAAGAUCAAAAAGAAGUUCAUCAAGCUAGGUGGGACAGGGAAUUGCGAGAAAUUCAAAAAUGCAAGAACAUUGGUAAAGAAUCAUGUAAAAAGAAGUGCAACAAUUUGGAUAACGUUAUCAGUUCCUGUCAGAAACAUAAAUGCAAUAAGUUCGAAUCGAUCGAUUUAUCCAAUGAUUAUGAUCAUCGAUCUUCCUCCUUUCAACUCAGCAAUUCGUUAAUACCAUUUUGCAUCGGACCAACUGAUUCGUCUCUGUUGAACUUCGGAAUGAAAUCUAAUAAUAUUAUACCUAAUCGAUCGUUCUCUAUAACAAAAAUUAUGAAGGAUAUUUACAGAGAGGAGUUGCCGAUUCUUAUUGAAACUGAAUUACCUGAAAAGGAAUGGGCCGACGAGGAGUCCUCUUCCGAAUAAUAAUAAUUUGUUACGAUUAUUUGCUGCCAUUUGUUAAUGAAAAAAAAAACAAACAAACAAACAAACAAACAUCUGUAAUAUGUUUAAAGGAAAAAAAAAAAAAAACAGCAACGUCAUGGAGAAUAUGCUAAUCAUGAAACUCCUCGGGUACAUCCUAUAUGUCCUUAUAUGUAAGUGCAUUGUCCUUCAAUAUAACACAGAGUCAAAUAAUGAACCAUAAACAUUUUUCAAAUGCUAUAAUAAUGCUAUAUAAUGCAUCAUUAAAUAAUAUUCGUUCAUUCCUAUUACCUAU